UUUGUUAUGACCCGAAUAACUUUAAUAAAAUGACUUCCGGAGAUUUAUUUUCCGGAAUGUCAUUUCGCUUAGUUUUACACCAACCUUAGAAUCCUAAUAUUUGAACCGGACUCUGCCUUUAUUGAAUGACAUGGGUCAAGAGGCAUGCGGGCGUUCUAGGAUAUAAGUGAAAAACGUGUAAUAAAGUGACAACAUGACUUCAGUCGUGGAGCCAGCAAUGGCACCUAAACAUAACCAAAUGAAACUCCACACCAUGCAGUUUGCAGCAGGUGGUUGUGCAGGUUUUGUUGAGGUGUCUUUAAUGCACCCUCUUGAUCUUAUAAAAACAAGGUUCCAGAUUCAGAGAGGACCAGAUGAUCCACACCGUUAUACUUCACUCGCAGAUUGCUUUAAGAAAAUGUACAGAAAUGAAGGGGCAUUGUCGUUUUAUAAAGGUAUAUUACCUCCCCUGAUGGCAGAGACACCUAAGCGGGCCGUGAAGUUCUUCACCUUUGAGAGAUAUAAGGAGGCGUUCUCGUCUUUUAAGGCUUUGCCAGAGUCGUCUAUUCUCUUUAUGUCAGGGCUGUGUUCAGGACUUACCGAAGCAGUCAUUAUAAAUCCAUUUGAAGUCGUUAAAGUAAAAUUACAAGCUGAUAGACAUGCUUUUAAGGAGCAAGGCAGCACCCUGGCUACUGCAAGGGAGAUAAUUAAGAAUGACGGGUUUGGACGUCGAGGAAUGAACAAAGGUCUAACCUCCACUUUAGGUCGCCAUGGUGUAUUCAACAUGAUCUACUUUGGCUUUUAUCACAAUGUUCGAGAUUUAUUGCCUCAGGCAGAGACUCAUGGCCUGGAGAUAGCUAGGAAGCUAUUGAUUGGCUUUGUUUCUGGAACGAUAGCUUCGUGUGUCAACAUUCCAUUUGAUGUCGCCAAGAGCAGGAUUCAGGGGCCGCAACCUGUGCCUGGACAGAUCAAAUACAGAACGUGCCUGGCAACUAUAGCAACAGUUUACAGAGAAGAAGGGUAUCUAGCCUUAUAUAAAGGUCUCUUACCAAAAAUAUUGAGAUUAGGACCAGGAGGUGCAAUCAUGUUGCUGGUCAAUGAAUAUGCCUUUGAAUGGAUGAAGGAAAAUCUGUGAUAAUAUAGUGUAAUAUGUUCUCUCAAAAUAUCUAUUUUUUAAAAUGAAAAUGUGUGCCAAAAAUCACUGUACAUUGAAAUCCGGCAGUUAUAUGUACGAGUAUUGUCAUUUUCAGCGAGUAUUGUCAUUUUAGCAUCUUUGUAACCCGAAACUAAUUUACCUUGUGUUUUACUUAUGAAUUAUGAUAUCUGAGUGUGCGGUUUUUUAAUACUCAUGAUUUCGAGCAAUAAACUUCUGACAUUUUACAGAGACAUGCAAUGAUCAAAUCCAGACCAACAUUUUCAAUAAAACAUCAGAUUAUUC
Molecule: messenger RNA, 1417 nt
Organism: Ostrea edulis (European flat oyster)
Lineage: Eukaryota; Metazoa; Mollusca; Bivalvia; Ostreida; Ostreidae
Product: mitochondrial 2-oxodicarboxylate carrier-like
Exons: 8
Coding region: 194-1114 (306 amino acids)
Biological process (GO): transmembrane transport
Source: RefSeq, a predicted model, not a curated record